This is a messenger RNA of Closterium sp. NIES-67, 2019 nucleotides long. NCBI's taxonomy places the organism in Eukaryota, Viridiplantae, Streptophyta, Zygnematophyceae, Desmidiales, Closteriaceae. The record is from the annotation of a GenBank genome assembly.
GUACCAGCCACCGACGUGUUCCUCUCCCUUGCGUCCACUCUCCUGCUGACUCAACCCUGGGCACUGAAUUCCCGCGUAUAAGUCCACGACUCAUCUCACCUCACCACCAGAGACCACCACAUCGAACGCCACGCAUUUCGCAAUCUUCCUCCUCACUUUUUUUCCAGCAGCUAGCCACGCUGGUAGAGACAGCUUGCACUGUAUAACUGUUGCCCAUCCCCCGUCUGCUCUAGGGAACCACCAGACAGCGAAACAAGAAACAUCGUCCUCCCCACUGCUCGCGCCAUUGCCUUAUACAGCAGCAGCAAAACCCUGGUGGCUAAACGCAAUCCGGAACCUCGGCCUGUUCUCGACUUACCAACUAAGACCGAACACGAUUUUUUUUUCGUACAGAUUUUUUGCCGCCUACCUGUUUCUGCAUUAAUCGCAACCAGGACAUUCGGUAUCGUAGGGGUCCAACAGCCAUUAACUACCAUCCCUAACGAUAUAACGAACGGCUAGCGGGUAGUUUUUUUUUCUCUUACCGCUACACCAGUCGGUUUGGGAGCGUGCGUAUUACCCAGAGUACGCGCGUAGUACCCCAUAUCCUAAUGGAGGCGCCGUCGGGAUUGGCGAGAAAAUCGGGGGGACUCGCGAGCGAGUCGUCCGUGUCGCUCGACUCGCGGUUAAACGACGAGGAGAAGGCGUCGUCGUUCGGCUCGACAGGCAGCGAAGACAGCGCGGAAGACGACGACGUUGCAUUGCCGCCGGACAGCAAGCUCGUCGUCAAGAUUGACGGAAAAGAUGACGGGAAAGAUAACGGGAAACUCGCCGGCGACGGCAAGUCAGAACCGGCGAAGAGAGAUCGGACCGCGCGGAUGUGGUUCGGGUUGCCGUGGUGGCAGUGCGGCCUUUGCGCGGCAGCCAUGGUGGUCGUGCUGUUCCUCAUCGUCUUCGGCGCUGUUCUCCUCGGCCUCGCCCUCGCCUUCCAUACCGACGACGUGGUAAUCCGGGUAACCAAUCUCGAUUUCCUCAACAUGUCCUUUUCGCAAAUACCCGUUUCUGACGGCACGGGCAGCAAGACGCUGAUGCUGAGCGCGCACCUGAACGUAUCGGCGAACGUGUUCAACCCGAACGACAACACGAUGGUGGUGGAGCAGCUCUUCGUCGCGAUCGACGGCAUGCAGCACCCCAUGACCAACACCACGCUGCCCGGAUUCACGCUCGCCCCCAAGGGUAACCGGUCGCAGCAGGUCGACUUUGUGGUUUCGGGGUACCCACUGUUCGACAUCGCAGCCAAUACGAGCCUGCUACUACUCGCAGACAACACCAAGAAUCUCCCGUUCAGGAUGGUAGUGAAAUCGCUAGGGCACGUUAUGUAUCGUGGCUUCGCAACUCCCUCGUACUUUUACACGUAUGCAUGCAAUGUGACAUACACUCCAGGCGUCGAAGGCAUGGACGUCAAGUCAUGCCACAAGACAAGAGUCAAGGCAUGAGCAGAAGCAGCAGCAGCAGCAGUAACAGCAACAGCGUGACGUAACAGCAAUUCUAUUAUUUGUUGCUUUCAGCAAGCAGCUGUCCCAGCAGGCACAGCAGCUGCCACAGUGGAAUCUUCAGUAACCGCAAUUCUGGGCCACUGCUGGGCGCUGAUGGAUGCAGCAGCAGCAACAUCAGCAGGUGGAAGCAGCGUAAUUGCUGCAUGCCACCGCGUAGUCCAGACACCUCUCCUUCAUGGUAGUUCGGUGCACACCUUGGAAACUUCGAAUUAAUGGGUCACUAAUGUAGUGACUUCCGCAGACAUCAUUUCUCCAUUUGCACUGUACUCGUGCAAUUUGAGGUGAAUUAUCGUGGCAAGGGAAUAAGAAAGUAGUUUCUCUUUCUUCCUGCUACUAUCCCUUUUUAUAGUAACCUUUUUGGGUAGCUGGUCAGUAAUCAUCAUUGGUUUGUUAUAUUUGGCCCAAUCUCUACCACGUGAAUUAAGUCUCAGUAGGGAUGUGAAUAAUCUUGAUAUAAUCAGAACGCGGAUUAGAAAAAGGUUCA